AUGUCUCCAGUACGCCGCUUCACAAACAAACUGACUGGUCAGCGAGUCGUCCUGGUUGGCGGCACAGGGGGUGUUGGCAUCAGCGUUGCCCAAGCGCUGCUGGAGCACGGCGCCACCAUCAUCCUUUCUUCUUCACGGGAGGCAAAGGUCAAAGACACCUGUGCUGCAUUAGAGAACGACUUUCCUGAAGCCAAGGACAGAGUGUCAGGGUACGCGUGCGACCUGGCCAGCUCGGACGUCGAAUCCAACAUUGAAGAAUUGUUCCAGAAAGUCGGAAAUGUCGAUCAUAUCGUCUACAUGGCGGGGGACCGCUUGCCCAUGGUUCCGCUGGAGGACGUGACAUUGGAAAAAUGGCAGAAAUGCAACCAAGUCCGGACCAUCGCAGCAAUUCUCGUCGCCAAAGUCGGGGUGAGGUAUAUGAAGAAAGACCGUCACUCGUCCAUCGUCAUAACGGGCGGUUCUAUCUCCGAGAAACCAAUUGCUGGCGGAUGGUCUAUGCUGGCACUGAUGGGUGCCGGUCUCAAUGGGUUGGGAAGACAGCUUGCGUUUGACUUGGCCCCCAUUAGAGUCAAUGUGGUUGCGCCAGGUGUCAUCGAGACGGACUUGUGGCAGGGCAUGGGCGAGGAAGGCAAAAAAGCCUUCUUUGCACAGCAUGAGAGUACCAUCCCUACCGGGAAAGUUGGGCAACCAGUCGAUUUGGCCGAGGCAUACCUUUAUUGCCUCAAGGACGCCAAUGCGACAGGGAUAGUCAUCCACUCGAACAGUGGGACUUUUCUGGUAUGA
Messenger RNA from Exophiala dermatitidis NIH/UT8656, 783 nucleotides. RefSeq names its product 3-oxoacyl-[acyl-carrier protein] reductase. The coding region runs from base 1 to 783 and encodes 260 amino acids. The transcript has a single exon. Gene Ontology annotation, molecular function: oxidoreductase activity. Lineage: Eukaryota; Fungi; Ascomycota; Eurotiomycetes; Chaetothyriales; Herpotrichiellaceae. The record is from RefSeq and is a predicted model, not a curated record.